This is a messenger RNA of Limanda limanda (common dab), 1565 nucleotides long. Its product is annotated as interferon-induced protein with tetratricopeptide repeats 5-like. NCBI's taxonomy places the organism in Eukaryota, Metazoa, Chordata, Actinopteri, Pleuronectiformes, Pleuronectidae. Gene Ontology annotation, molecular function: protein binding. Bases 33 to 1535 code for a protein of 500 amino acids. The record is from RefSeq and is a predicted model, not a curated record. The transcript is spliced from 3 exons. Gene Ontology annotation, cellular component: cytosol. Gene Ontology annotation, biological process: defense response to virus.
GUUCACACAGCUGCAGAGUCAGAGGAGACGAGAUGAGUGCUGCUCAGAGUGAAAUACCCCUGGAGGGCCAGCUGGGGGCGCUGCAGUGCCACUUCACCUGGGAUCUGGAGCCCGGCAGAAACAAACUUUUGAGAAUCAAGGACAAGCUGCAGGACAUCGGCACAGAGGGAGAACGCAAGUGGCUGGGACACAUCUACAACCUGCAGGGGUACGUCCACUUCCAGCUGGGGUCCAUUGAAGAAGCCAGGAGCUUCUUCAGCAGAGCCGAGGAGGUCUUCAGGCAGAUGAGAGGAGCAGAGGAGGGUCCCUGGCUGGUGGUGACCUACGGGAACCAGGCCUGGCUGCACCAUCAUCAGGGAGAAGAAGCAGAGAGUCGGGCUUGUCUGUCAAAGAUCGACGUCCUGAUGACUGAGGAUCCAUCGCAGGACGAGUUGCACCCGGAGAUCUGCGCUGAAAAAGCCUGGACUCUGAUGAAGUUCAGAGGAGAACAGAAGCUUCUGGCAGAUGAUUACUUCCAGAGAGCCAUCCGGAUGCAGCCGGAUGUGGUGGAGUGGCAGACCAGCCACUUGUUAUUGUUAGUUAAGAUGUCCAAACACAGCAGACCAGGGGUUGAGGAAGACAUCAUGGAGAAGCUGAGAAAAGCCAAGGAACAGGAUCCAGAGAACCUGUACCUCGCUGCCGUUUACCUCCUGCAACUCGCUGAGAAAGAACAACCAGACCAAAGUGGAGCACGAGAGUUAGCCACAAAGAUUCUGAGAAACCCUGUCAGCAGCUACAGUGGAAUCAAACCUUUGCUGUGGUUUUACAGAACCUUCAUCUCCUUGGACGAGGCUGUGGCUUUGGCAGAAGAGGCUCUGAAGCUACAUCCGGAUGAACGUUAUCUGAAAAGAUGGGUCGCACUCAGCUACAAAUGGAAGAUCUGGGAGAAGGACGGUCGCUCAAGUCCGAGCCUGAUAGAGAAAGGGAUCCGUGUCCAUGAGGAUUUGCUUUCUCUUUAUCCUGAUUCCUCAUUUAUGAAGAGAAUAGACCUCGCAAAUAUUUACGCAAAGUCAGAGAACACCAAGGCAAAAUCUGAGGAGAUCUUCCAGCAGCUGCUUGUAGAAGAUCUGCAACCUGAUGAACAACAAAUCUUCUUCAACAUCUACGGAAAACAUCUGUACUUCACUCAACAGCAGCUUAACAUGUCAAUCCUGUAUCACAUGAAGGCGGUGGAGAUACCAAUCAAGUCCGACUUUCAGGAGAACAGCUUCAAGAUUCUGGAGAAGCUCAGAUACAACCAAGAUGUAGACAGGAGAGGAGGCUCUGCAGCUGAUCUUCACGGACAAGAUGUUGGACAGACACUUCACUCUCUGAAUAUGGAAUCCAGCAUCUGUCCCUGGUCCAGACGGCGUGGAAGGUUCCUGGAGGACGGACGGACAGACAGGGACAAUGUCCUCACAUACCUCCGCUGUGUGCUUCACCAAGCUACUUCCUGUUUACAAAAGUCCAACCUUUAUUUCAAUAAACCUUUAAGCGAUGUUCCCAAGUUGCCUUGAAAUAUGUUUGAAAAGUUGCUGUUGCACGAA